CACUCUAACAGCUUCAACCUCAACAUGCGGACCUCAAACCAGCUCAAACAUUGAUUGAUCUUACUGCCAUCAUGUUGAAGUUCUUUUCGAGCCCCAUUCUUGUCUUUUCUUCGGCCAUUGUGCUGCGUGUAGUCCUGUUCUUCUAUGGCUUAUGGCAGGAUGCCAACUCCCCCAUGAAAUACACUGACAUUGACUACUAUGUCUUCACCGAUGCAGCUCGAUUUACUGCGCGCGGUUACUCGCCAUAUGAUCGGGAAACAUAUCGCUACACACCUCUUCUGGCAUGGAUGCUCUUGCCUACCACAUGGUCCGCCACGUGGUUUUCAUUUGGCAAAGUGCUGUUUGCAAUCGGGGAUAUAGUGGCGGGAUGGCUGAUUGUUCUUGUUCUCCAAGCGUCAAGUAAGAUGUCGACAGAACGGGCGUUGAAAUUUGCAAGCAUCUGGCUCUUGAAUCCAAUGGUAGCGACCAUCAGUACUCGAGGAAGCUCCGAGGGCCUAUUAGGGGUCAUGGUCAUUGCCCUGCUGUGGGCUAUUAUGAAAAAACGCAUAUAUGUCGCUGGGCUUCUACUGGGUCUUGGCGUCCAUUUCAAAAUCUAUCCUUUUAUUUAUGCUCCUUCUAUCAUCUGGUGGCUCGAUGAUGAGCAAGUAGGCUCGAGAAAGUCCGGGAGCUCCACGAAGACCGAUAUUGUCAGCCAGAUCAAAAACUUCUGCAAUGGCUCCAGGAUCAAGAUCACUGUGACAAGUCUCUUGACUUUCAUAAUCCUCAACACCCUCAUGUACUCGAUAUACGGCUGGCCUUUUCUUCAGCAUACAUAUCUACACCAUGUUACACGACUUGACCACCGGCACAACUUUUCGCCAUAUAAUACGCUCCUUUAUCUGAACUCCUCUGCACCUGGAACCUCGCUCAUCCCGCUCGAGUCCGUUGCGUUCAUUCCACAGCUGUUUCUAUCGGCGUUCGCACUCCCACUCAUGCUCGCUAAGAAAGACCUUCCAUCCACUAUGCUAGCCCAAACUUUUGCAUUUGUCUCCUUUAACAAGGUCUGCACUAGUCAGUACUUCCUUUGGUACAUGGUGUUCCUACCAUUUUACCUCCCGAACUCAUCAUUACUUGCUCGAAAGUACCUCGGAAUCGCAGCUGCAUCAUUGUGGGUGGCAGCCCAAGCCUUGUGGCUUCAACAGGGCUUUGAGCUGGAGUUUUUGGGGAAGAGUACAUUUGUUCCCGGUCUUUGGCUUGCAAGCAUUUUGUUCUUCUUGACGAACAUAUGGAUUUUGGGUAUAAUUGUAUCCGACGUCGGAUCUGGGCCGCGGCCACUUCGUGUAAAGUAAGAAGUCAGAGUCAUCCCUCUCAAUCUAUGGGGUAUCAAAUCCGAUGAAUGACCUCGCGGCAUUCUGUGCAGUUGCCAUGGAGCGAUUUAUCUAAAGGGGCUACUGUGGAUGUAGCGAUGGAUUGUCCGACGCCCAUCUUUCAACAGGAAGUGCAUGAGCCGCAGAGUUGGUCAGUCAAAUGACUUAGCUUCGUUGAGCAAGCAUGGCGGGGCGCUUGGGCACAUGUUCCAGGUCGUUUCAUGAAUCGACCUGUAAGUGAUGCAAUAUUCAGUUCGUCUUGGAGGACAAAACAAGAUGCUUGUACCGUAGAAGUUAGGAUAUGAGAAGUUGCAAGACCGUCAUUUGCGCGGACCUGCUCUCCUCUCAAUUAGAACGUGUGUUAGUCGCAAAGCCUUUGGGAGGUACAUGUAACCUAGCGACCCAAAAUGUUAAAUAUACC
Messenger RNA from Amorphotheca resinae ATCC 22711, 1767 nucleotides. Its product is annotated as glycosyltransferase family 50 protein. The transcript has 3 exons. Gene Ontology annotation, biological process: GPI anchor biosynthetic process. Gene Ontology annotation, cellular component: glycosylphosphatidylinositol-mannosyltransferase I complex; membrane. Gene Ontology annotation, molecular function: alpha-1,4-mannosyltransferase activity; GPI mannosyltransferase activity. The coding region runs from base 72 to 1328 and encodes 418 amino acids. The record is from RefSeq and is a predicted model, not a curated record. NCBI's taxonomy places the organism in Eukaryota, Fungi, Ascomycota, Leotiomycetes, Helotiales, Amorphothecaceae.